AUGGGGUCCAGCAUCUUUUUGCUCCUGUGUGUUAUUGGGCUCAGCCACGCAUCCACGGAGAAGAUUUACAACGGCACGGAGUGUGUCCCCCACUCGCAGCCUUGGCAGGUGGGGCUGUUUGAGGGGACCAGCCUGCGCUGUGGGGGGGUCCUCAUUGAUCGCAGGUGGGUCCUCACGGCUGCUCACUGCAGCGGCAGCAGGUACUGGGUGCGCCUGGGGGAACACAGCCUCAGCCGUCUGGACUGGACGGAACAGAUCCGGCGCAGCGGCUUCUCCGUGACCCACCCCAGCUACCAGGGAACCCUGCAGAGCCACGACCACGACCUGCGGCUUCUGCGGCUGGGCACCCCGGUCAUCCUGACCCGCAGCGUCCAGCCCCUGGCCCUGCCCACCUCCUGUGCAGCGGCCGGCACCAAGUGCCACAUCUCGGGCUGGGGCACCACCAGCCAUCCGUGGAACCCAUUCCCAGACCGGCUCCAAUGCCUCAACAUCUCCAUCGUCCCCAGUGCCACCUGCCAAGCCGUGUUCCCUGGGAGAAUCACAGACAACAUGGUGUGCGCAGGUGGCAUCGCCGGACAGGAUGCUUGCCAGGGUGACUCCGGGGGACCCCUGGUGUGCGGAGGAGUCCUUCAGGGGCUGGUGUCCUGGGGGUCCGUGGGGCCUUGUGGACAAGAAGGCAUCCCAGGAGUCUACACCAAUAUUUGCAAAUAUGUGAACUGGAUUCAGGGGGUCAUGAAGAACAACUGACCGGCGUCUUCACCUCCGCCCCUUGGCUCGGGGGCUCUUCUGACCCCCAGAGCUCCAACACCCGCUCCGUCACCAUCCCCAGCUCCCACUCUUCCUGGCCUGGGGAUCUUCU
This is a messenger RNA of Pteropus alecto (black flying fox), 859 nucleotides long. It is a transcript of the gene KLK12, whose product is annotated as kallikrein related peptidase 12. Gene Ontology annotation, molecular function: serine-type endopeptidase activity. NCBI's taxonomy places the organism in Eukaryota, Metazoa, Chordata, Mammalia, Chiroptera, Pteropodidae. The record is from RefSeq and is a predicted model, not a curated record. Gene Ontology annotation, biological process: proteolysis. Bases 1 to 747 code for a protein of 248 amino acids. The transcript is spliced from 5 exons.